UAAUCCGAGAUCUGGCCCUCCUUCCGUCCCCAAAAUCCAUCACAUCAAACACCCCUCGUCUCUCCCCGGGGCGCGCACAUCCUCCUCGCUUCCCACCCCACCUCUCCUAACCCUUCCUCGAGCGCGUCCUCAUGGCGAAGAAAGGCGCCGGCGGCGAGGAGUGCGUGGUCGUCGUGCCGGCGCAGACGGAGGAGCCCAAGCAAGGGCCUCCCCGGAAGCGCAACCCGUGCCCCGGGAUCCGCUGCGUCGGCGGCCGGAUCUAUGACCCGGAGAACGGGAAGACCUGCCACCAGUGUCGUCAGAAGACGAUGGAUUUCUCGGUGGCUUGCACGCAGCCCCGGAAGAAGGGGCUCUGCCCGAUCCACUUCUGCCACAAGUGCCUGCUCAAUAGGUAUGGUGAGAAGGCCGAUGAUAUGACCAAGGAGGCGAGCUGGACCUGCCCCAAAUGCAGGGGCAUCUGCAACUGCAGCUUCUGCAGGAAGAAGAAAGGGGAGACACCUACAGGAAUACUGGCCCAUGCUGCCAAGGCGUCAGGGCACUCGUCCGUCCAUGAUUUGCUGAUAAAGGGCUCCGACAUGGUGGCUGCUGCACAGACGCUGUCCUCACUGCCCAAGAAGAUCAAGAAGGAACACAAGAAGGGCAGCUUAAAGAGGGCGCUAGGGACAGAUGAUGCUACCGGUGGAUUGUUCGCUGAAGGGGAUGAGAAUAUUAAGACUGAUCUCAAUGUGCUUCCUUCAGUACCUACCAACAAGAAGCCCAAGAAGAUCAAGAAGGAACACAAGGAGGGCAACUUGAAGAGGGCGCUAGGGACAGAUGAUGCUACUGGUGGAUUGUUUGCUGAAGGGGAUGAGAAUAUUAAGACUGAUCUCAAUGCGCUUCCUUCAGUUCCUACCAACAAGAAGCCCAAGAAGAACAAGAAGGAACACAAGGAGGGCAACAUAAAGAAGGCGCUAGGGACAGAUGCUACCGAUGGAUUGUUGGUUAAAGGGGAUGAGAAUGUAAGGACUGAUCUCAAUGCACCCCCUUCAGUUCCUACCAACAAGGAGCUGAAGAAGAUCAAGAAGGUGGUACAUUUUUUGGAACGCAAGAAGGGCAACAUAAAGUUGGCUGAAGGGGAUGCGAAUAUAGGGACUGAUCUCAAUGCAAUUCCUUCAGUUCCUAUCAACAAGAAGUUGAAGAAGGAGAAGGGCAACAUCAUGGUAAAUAACACUACUGCUGAUGAGAAGUGCCCUGUUGAAAAUAAUGGUGAACUUCACAUCAGGGAUGAGAGCAUUGAUGUCCCAAAGGCCAAAAUUGAGCUACCCAUAGGUACUCCAGUCACUGACAUUGCAGGGGCCGAGCUGGAGGCUGAUGAUGUUGGGUCUGCAAUUCAGUUUUAUGAAUUCUGCCGCACAUUUGCAGAGGUGCUUAAAAUAAGAAAGGGACAACCAGAAAAAAUUCUUCAAGUCCUCACUGGAGGAGGCCGUAUAGGGCGAGAGGUGCCUCCAGUUGUUGCUGACCUUCACAUUAGUUUGUUGUCUGUCAUCCAAGAAGACAGAGAAGAGAACCCUUUGGACUAUUCAAGGAAUGGAGAUGCUUGGAUAAUUGAUACUGGCAAGUAUAUUAGUGAAUCCACAGUUAUCUCGAAGGAACUGCCUCUUGAUUGUUUAAGUCAAGGGGUAUUAGGAUAUAAAAAAUUGAGCCCUUCUUUAAAGCUGCAUCUGCUGAAUUUUCUUUGUGAUGAGGCCCUUUCUACUACAACAUUAAAGAACUGGAUUGUCAAACAACAUGAAAGUGCAACUGAGAGAAAGAUUGCUGCAAGGGAAAAAUUCCGUGCUGUCAAGGAAAAGGAAAAGGAGCUUAAAGAAAAACUAACGAUUAAGAUGGCUAAACCAAGGUUUUUGCGAAAUGGAGCAGAAAUUAAUAGUCUCGUUUCUCAAAUUAAGGAGGCAUAUGAAGACAAGAAGGCAGUAGUAGAUGAGGAGAAGCUGGGAGGUCUAGUUAGGAAAAAGCCUGCUAGGAUAGACGAAGGGGUUGCAUACUGGAAGUUGGAUGGUUAUUCUGAUAAGACAGCAAUAAUGCGCCAAGAGUUUGACACAAUAGAGAACACUGACAAGUGGUUUAUGUUCACUGUGGAAGAAGAAAAAGUAAUCAAAGAUCAUGUAGCCCCAAGGUCCCAGUUUAAGCGCAAAAAGCACACCUUGGCUGGGCACAAUGCACCACCGAUCUCAAGCUCCAUGAAAACUCAGACUCCAGUUUCAGCUGUUUGAAGGUGUAUGCCCUAUGCUAGCUGAGGACGGGGGCGUUGCGGAGGAUCUAAGUGGCUGAGCUUUGCUGCAGGGAAGUUAUGCAGUCACAGCAUUCUAUUCCUAGGGUAAUGAAGAGCCAACAACUAUCUGAAGAUGCAGUCACAGCGUUCUGUUCCUAGGGCUAUGAUAUGUUUUGUUCGGAUGGAAACUCUGGAAGUUAUUCCCUCUGUAAACUUAUAUAAGAUGUUUUAGGUUACUACUUUAGUGACCUAAGAUGUCUUAAAAAGUUUAUAGAGGGAGUAUUGAUUUUACAUCUCAAUUGUUAUGUACAUGUUAUUACUAGUCUGAGGACGGUUUUUAUGAAACUUCCAUCGCAUUGGGCUGAACCAUCAUCAUUUGAGUAUUGUCACUAUAGUUGUACAAUCAAUCGUCAUGUAGAAUGCAUGUAGCAACAAAUUGACUUGCGUUAGUGAUCAUGUUAUUCUGCUCUCGAUGA
This is a messenger RNA of Hordeum vulgare subsp. vulgare (domesticated barley), 2724 nucleotides long. RefSeq lists its product as uncharacterized. Gene Ontology annotation, biological process: regulation of DNA-templated transcription. NCBI's taxonomy places the organism in Eukaryota, Viridiplantae, Streptophyta, Magnoliopsida, Poales, Poaceae. The transcript has 16 exons. The record is from RefSeq and is a predicted model, not a curated record. The coding region runs from base 132 to 2249 and encodes 705 amino acids. Gene Ontology annotation, cellular component: nucleus.